ACGAAAGCCAACACGGUCGAGAGAGAGCCCAGCUUCUCCACCAGGCAGCGCUUCGCUCUGCAACAAUGUGGAGGCGCAGUCAUAAACCAACCAAACCAUUCCAAAGAUGUCCGGGAAGUGCUCUUGCAUUACUAGCUUUGUUCCUCGUUGCUUCUACGCUACUUCUUUAUGGAAUCAAAGGAAAACGCAGUUCCCAAUUUGAUCCUCCGAAGCUAAAACGGAACAAAUUUCGAACCGUUGCCCAAUUCCGGCCUGUUGUGGAGUUUUCAAAUGGGACUGACUUGAUAUGGCAAAUACCGGAGUCACCCAAGGCAGUGUUGUUCAUAGCUCAUGGUUGCAAUGGCAGGGCUGCCAACUUUUGGGAUAGAUCCCCUGGCUGCCCAUAUUGUGUUGGUUUCCCAGAGGAGAGGCUGAUAGUCCUUCAUGCCCUGGAUCGGAGAUUCGCGGUUCUCACCGUUUCCAGUUCCGGGAAAUGUUGGUCGUUUGGGAAGGAGAAACAUGUCGUCCAAUGGAUAUCCAAAUGGUGGAUUGAGAAAAAUAAGCUGGAUAAGCUUCCGAUCGUGGCACUAGGGGCUUCAUCCGGUGGGUACUUUGUUUCUGCCCUUGCUGCUGAGAUGAGGUAUAGUAGCAUCGUGCUUAUGAUUGCAGAAGGGGUGUUUGAAACUAUGGGUGUACCGGAGGGUUAUCCCCCCACACUCUUUGUGCACAUGCCCAAAGACCAGCGCAGAAUGAAAUUGAUAGAAAGGAACACGGAAGCACUCAGGCAGAAGGGUGUUCAUGUCAAGGAAGUCAGGUGCUUGGAAUUCCCAUUGUCUCCAAAUUUCUUGUCGGAUAGGAUACCAGGGCUGAACCAGACCAUGGCUGUCAAGCUAAUUCAGAUGUUCUCGAAGAAGGGGUUCAUUGAUGAGAAUGGGUACAUGAGAAAAGAUGGGCGAGCGACUCGUUGGAAGCAAGCUCUGAGAGAAAGGGGAUUUCCAUUGGAGAAGUAUGAAUUGCUUAAUCAUAUCCAAGAGGAGUUAAAUCUUGCAUAUGGAUACCAUGAGAUGACCAGUUUGCAGACAGAUGAUAUUUUUGAUUGGUUUGAAUCUUAUAUGAAUUAGUGGAAAGCUUGUAUCUUAAGCUCCAUCAAUACUAUUUACUGUUUCAUUUCACCUUCACUUAUAUACUAUAGUUAUUCGUCCAUAUAUUUCCUAUAAUCUCCAGCUUCCUGAAAGUUUCUAGAGUAUCUGUGUGGUUAUAGGAACUCACCAACAUCUUGAUUGAUGGAGUGGAAAAGAAAAUCUGGGGGUCUCUUUGAUAAAUGGUUAUAUCAUUUGCUGAGAAAUUUGCUUGUCAUGUUAGAAGAGGGGACUUUGAUUAGUGUGCUGCAGUGUGGAUCUUCCUGACGUUUUAACUUUUGUAGGCUGGCAUACUUCUUUUGUAGGUUGGCAUGUCUGCACUUACAUCAGUAUCACCCUGUUUCGAGGAUCAUUCUGAGCAAACUUACUUUUGUUAUCUAGGUUUGGGAAACUUCAUCAAGGAACUUUCCUUCCUGGCCUUCUGUUCCUUCCUAAUUGACCCUAAUAUCUACCAAGAAAAAAACGUGAUUUGCACUUCCUAAGGAAUGAGGAUCUUCUGCUCGUUAUAUAAAUGUGCCAGGAAGACCAGAUGGACAUUUCUGUACGGUGUAUAAGAGAACAUCAACACGAAGUUUUCGUGCUUGCAUUGGCUACU
Elaeis guineensis (African oil palm) is the source of this 1713-nucleotide messenger RNA. NCBI's taxonomy places the organism in Eukaryota, Viridiplantae, Streptophyta, Magnoliopsida, Arecales, Arecaceae. The record is from RefSeq and is a predicted model, not a curated record.